GUUGCCUCUCUUAUAUAUAGUGAGUGCUUCAUCACGCGGAAUGUGAGUAAGAAGCCAUGACAAAUUGGCACGAUCGAGUCGAAACGCGUUCUUCUGCUGUGCACGUGGUUUGAUGAAGAAAAAAGAGGUGCGUUAUCGGGGACAAGUUAUUGGAGAUGUAGUCGGCGUGCAAAUGGAUCCUGAUUGUGUCGAGUCUCGAUCGACCUUCGUCACGCAAACUUCCGUCUCGAUCGACCUUCGUCACGCGAACUUCCGGACUCCCACUCUAAAAAACAGAGGCUGCGUCGAACUGGGACAAACCUCAUGCACCAAUUAUAUGGAUUGA
Molecule: messenger RNA, 325 nt
Organism: Notodromas monacha
Lineage: Eukaryota; Metazoa; Arthropoda; Ostracoda; Podocopida; Cyprididae
Source: the annotation of a GenBank genome assembly